Molecule: messenger RNA, 1047 nt
Organism: Lipotes vexillifer (Yangtze River dolphin)
Lineage: Eukaryota; Metazoa; Chordata; Mammalia; Artiodactyla; Lipotidae
Gene: FAIM
Product: Fas apoptotic inhibitory molecule
Exons: 5
Coding region: 1-744 (247 amino acids)
Biological process (GO): negative regulation of extrinsic apoptotic signaling pathway via death domain receptors
Source: RefSeq, a predicted model, not a curated record
AUGCAAUUUAAGAAAUGGAUUGCAGAGUUAGAAAAACUCUUUGCAGAUGUCAUCUUUGUUGCUCUCAGUCUUUCUUUGCUGCAAUUCUCCUUUUCUCUUUCCUGGCUGCUAAUUGGAUUAAAGACUGUUUUGCCAACCAUGGCAUCUGGAGAUGACAGUCCUAUCUUUGAAGAUGAUGAAAGCCCUCCUUACAGCCUGGAAAAAAUGACAGAUCUCGUAGCUGUUUGGGACGUUGCUUUAAGUGAUGGAGUCCAUAAGAUUGAAUUCGAACAUGGGACCACAUCAGGCAAACGAGUGGUAUAUGUAGAUGGGAAGGAAGAGAUAAGAAAAGAAUGGAUGUUCAAAUUAGUGGGCAAAGAAACCUUCUGUGUUGGAGCUUCAAAGAUGAAAGCAACCAUAAAUAUAGAUGCUGUCAGUGGUUUUGCUUAUGAAUAUACUCUGGAAAUUAAUGGGAAAAGUCUCAAGAAGUAUAUGGAGAACAGAUCAAAAACCACCAAUACUUGGGUAUUACAUUUGGAUGGUGAGGACUUUAGAGUUGUGCUGGAAAAAGACACUAUGGAUGUAUGGUGCAAUGGUAAAAAAAUGGAGACAGCAGGUGAGUUUGUAGAUGACGGGACUGAAACUCACUUCAGUAUUGGGAACCAUGACUGUUACAUAAAGGCUGUCAGUAGUGGGAAGCGGAAAGAAGGGAUUAUUCAUACUCUCAUUGUGGAUAAUAGAGAAAUCCCAGAGCUUCCUGAAUGACUUCAUGUUAAUGAAUUUUAAUCUUAAGAAGUAAAGAUCAGGACUUUUAAAUUACUGUGGUGAUUAAAUAUGUUCAGUAUGUACUUUUUAGUACAUCUAGUCGCCAUGUUUUUAUUUUUUAGUUACCUGAAACUGUAAUGUUCCAAAGGUCAGGAAAAAAAAAUUAUGUAUCAUAAAUAUUGCAAUUUAUUUUGUAAAUAAUGUAAAAUGUUUUAACGUCACAUGGAAAAUAAGAUAUGGACCAAAAAUCACUAGUGUUUUACAAAAGCAACUUUUACUAUAAUAAAUGCUAUAAAAUAAAAU